AUGUCGGAUUCUUCGUCGUCCGAUGGAGAGGACAACCAGAAAUUCCUCACAAACCGAAAAAAGACAUUGACGAGAAAAAAAGCUGUUGCUGAAGCUGUUGAAAAUGAAGUGGAAGAAAUUGAAGAAGAGAAAACGUUCGCAGAGCUCGGAGUCUCACAACCACUGUGCGAUGCAUGCCUACGGCUCGGUUGGACCAAACCAUCGAAAAUUCAACAAGCAGCUCUGCCUCAUGCACUUGAAGGAAAAGAUGUAAUCGGUUUGGCAGAAACCGGAUCUGGAAAGACUGGAGCAUUUGCAAUUCCCGUUCUACAAUCACUUCUUGAUCAUCCUCAAGCAUUUUUCUGUCUCGUUCUCACGCCAACAAGAGAACUUGCAUUCCAAAUUGGCCAACAGUUUGAAGCUCUAGGAUCAGGAAUCGGACUCAUUGUUGCAGUCAUUGUCGGAGGAGUUGAUAUGGCUGCACAAGCUAUGGCUCUUGCCAGAAGACCUCACAUCAUUGUUGCCACUCCAGGACGUCUGGUUGAUCAUUUAGAGAAUACAAAAGGAUUCAACUUGAAGGCUCUCAAGUUCUUGAUCAUGGAUGAAGCCGAUCGUAUUCUCAACAUGGAUUUCGAAGUUGAGCUUGACAAAAUCCUCAAAGUCAUUCCAAAGGAACGCAGAACGUAUCUUUUCUCCGCUACAAUGACAAAGAAAGUUUCAAAAUUGGAACGCGCAUCUCUUCGAGACCCAGCUCGUGUCUCCAUUUCGACUCGUUACAAGACUGUUGAUAAUCUCAAACAACACUACAUUUUCAUUCCGAACAAGUACAAGGAGACCUAUCUCGUGUAUCUUCUCAACGAACACGCCGGAAACAGUGCUAUCGUGUUUUGUGCCACAUGUGCAACAACAAUGCAAGUUGCCGUCAUGCUUCGUCAACUCGGAAUGCAAGCCGUCCCACUUCACGGACAGAUGAGUCAGGAAAAACGUCUCGGAUCACUGAACAAAUUCAAGAGCAAAGCCCGCGAAAUCCUUGUGUGCACUGAUGUGGCAGCUCGUGGUUUGGAUAUUCCUCAUGUCGACAUGGUCAUCAAUUAUGAUAUGCCAUCACAGUCGAAGGACUAUGUUCAUCGAGUUGGAAGAACUGCUCGUGCCGGAAGAAGUGGUCUUGCCAUCACUGUUGUCACCCAGUAUGACGUGGAAGCCUAUCAGAAAAUCGAGGCGAAUUUAGGAAAGAAAUUAGACGAGUACAAAUGCGUUGAGAAUGAAGUUAUGGUGUUGGUGGAGAGAACACAGGAAGCGAUGGAAAAUGCGAAAGUUGAGAUGAAAGAAAUGGACGAGAAGCGGAAAUCAGGAAAGAAGCGAAGACAAAACGACGAUUUCGGAGAUACCGAGGAAAAUAGUGGUCGAUUCAAAAUGAGCAUUAAGAGUAUGGGCGGAGGCAAAGGAGGCGGUGGUGGAAAAAAGAAAAAGAUGAAGAAGUAG
Messenger RNA from Caenorhabditis briggsae, 1461 nucleotides. The transcript has 3 exons. Gene Ontology annotation, molecular function: RNA helicase activity; ATP binding; nucleic acid binding. The coding region runs from base 1 to 1461 and encodes 486 amino acids. Lineage: Eukaryota; Metazoa; Nematoda; Chromadorea; Rhabditida; Rhabditidae. The record is from RefSeq and is a predicted model, not a curated record.